Messenger RNA from Diplodia corticola, 1152 nucleotides. RefSeq names its product methylthioribose-1-phosphate isomerase. Gene Ontology annotation, molecular function: S-methyl-5-thioribose-1-phosphate isomerase activity. NCBI's taxonomy places the organism in Eukaryota, Fungi, Ascomycota, Dothideomycetes, Botryosphaeriales, Botryosphaeriaceae. The transcript is spliced from 2 exons. Bases 1 to 1152 code for a protein of 383 amino acids. The record is from RefSeq and is a predicted model, not a curated record.
AUGGUCCUCCAAGCGAUCAAGUACGAGCGCGGCUCGCUCCAAGUCCUCGACCAGUUGCGUCUGCCUCACGAGGAGGUCUAUGACCAAGCGCGCUCCGCCCAGGAUGCGUGGCACGCCAUCAAGGAGAUGCGCACCCGCGGCGCUCCCGCCAUCGCCAUUGUCGCCGCCCUUGGCUUGGCCGUCGAACUCGAGGCCAUUGCUUCCAAGAACGAGCUGUCCUCCGUUGCCGAGGAAGUCAAUGUCUUCAUAGAGGAGAAGCUCAACUACUUGGUGACGAGCAGGCCAACAGCCGUCAACCUCGCAGACGCCGCUCGCAAGCUGAAGAAGACGGUGGAUGAGGCUGCCGCCGCACAGGGCGCUUCUGGGACGUCCGUCAAGGAUGCCUACGUCCAAGCUGCGGAGAAGAUGCUGGUUGACGACGUGUCGGACAACGAGAACAUUGGCAAGCACGGCGCCGAGUGGAUCAUGAAGAACACCGAGGCCGGCAAGAGCGGCCAGGUCAGUGUCAUCACGCACUGCAACACCGGGUCGCUCGCCACCGCCGGCUAUGGGACCGCUCUGGGCGUUAUCCGCUCGCUCCAUGCCAACGGUGAUCUCAUGCACGCCUUCUGCACCGAAACGAGGCCAUAUAACCAGGGCUCUCGCCUGACGGCAUUUGAGCUCGUACACGAUAAGAUCCCAGCGACGCUGGUGACGGAUUCCAUGGCGGCGGCGCUGCUGCACCUGAAGGGUCAAUCCAAGAGGAUAGCAGCGAUUGUCGUCGGUGCUGACAGGGUUGCUGCCAACGGGGACACCGCAAACAAGAUUGGCACGUACUCGCUCGCGGUCAACGCGAAGCAUCAUGGAGUCAAGUUCCUCGUCGCAGCCCCGCGGACAACGAUAGAUUUGCACACCAAGAGUGGCCAGGACAUUGUGAUCGAGGAGCGCCCAGGCAAGGAGAUGACGCUUGUCAAGGGACCGCGAUUUGAUGGCGUGUCCCUGGACCUGAACGUGGUCGAGACGGUGAGCAUCGCUGCCAACGGCAUCAACGUUUGGAACCCUGCGUUCGACGUUACUCCUGCCGAGUUGAUCGAUGGCAUCAUCACCGAGGUUGGCGUGUUGGAAAAAGACAGCGACGGUGCCUUCCACAUGGAAACAGUAUUCAAGUGGUGA